GAGUAAAACACGUGUUGGUUUGACCUACACGGCCCUAUUUUGUGUGCCAUCUGAACAAGCAAUAGAUAGUCUAAAGAAACGUCAGGAGAGCGGGAGGAAAGGGGCGAUUAAAAGUUGGAAAAUUAAACCUGUGCCACAGAGCUAAUUUUGUCCGGUUGCAUCAAAUAGUUCACCGCACCACACAUUUUCCAUAGAAAUGGGUCGCAAGAAGAAGAAGGCAUCAAAGCCCUGGUGUUGGUACUGCAACAGAGAGUUCGACGAUGAAAAGAUUCUAGUGCAGCAUCAAAAAGCAAAGCAUUUUAAAUGCCACAUUUGCCACAAAAAGCUUUACACUGGUCCGGGACUUUCGAUCCACUGCAUGCAGGUGCAUAAAGAAUCAAUUGAUAAGGUCCCAAAUUCACUUCCCAAUCGGUCGAACAUAGUUAUCGAAAUUUAUGGCAUGGAAGGAAUACCUCCGGAAGAUAUCCGUGACCAUGAAAAGCAGAAGAACGGGAAUCGGUCAGAGUCGGAAGAAGAGGAACCAGCGCACAAGAAAAUGAAACAACCCGAAGCGUCUGUGCCACAGGGAAUGAUGCAGAUCCAGAAUAUGAUGCCACCGCAUUUGCAGGCAGCUUACGGAAUUAAUCCAAUGAUGAGUGCGAUGGGAGGCAUGAAUCCGUACAUGGUACCACCUGGAAUGCAAAUGAUGCCCACUAUGAUGGCCACUGCUCCACGGCCUCUGUUUCCAGCAGCUGCAGCAGCUAGUGCCGCUACCGUGUCGACUACAUCAAAGCCAACAUUUCCAGCUUACAGUUCCGCCACGAUAAGUGCCCCGCCAACUACCAAUAGUGCGAUUUCCGCGGCAGCCGCAAACAAUAACAGCAAUAAUGGGUUGGGUGGUGGUGAUGCAACAAAGGCCGCAUCUUCAACAGUGAUACCAAACUCGGGCACCGCAACGUCGAAGAUUGUACAUCCUCCGGAGGAUCUUAGCUUGGAAGAGUUACGAGCCCGGAAACCUCAGUAUCAGAAGCAAAUCCAGCAAGCUACUCAGCAAAUGCUGCAGCAAAAGCAGCAAGAAAAGCAACAGGCACAGGUGGCGGCUGCCGUUGCAGCGGCUCAACAACAGCUACAGGCACAGGCUCAGGCCCAAGCGCAACUGAAGCAGCACCAGCAACACCAGCAGCAGCAGCAGCAGCAACAACAGCAGCAACAACAGCAUCAGCAACAACAAGCACAGCUUCAGCAACUGUCGCCAUUUUCAUCUGCAGCUGGCACCGCAUCGAUUGUUUCCAACACACAAACGACUGCUGUGAUGAAAGACAAUCGGAUGAUGUCGCCGCAUGAACAAGCCGCAGUGAUAGCGCAUGCUCAUGCCGCUGCGGCCAAUCAUCACAAACAGAUCGAGGAAUUGAAUCGUGCAGCUAUGAUUCAACGAUUUCAGGCAGCAAACGCAGCUGCGGCGAAUGCUGCAGCAGCCGCCGCCAGCAGACCAGGAAUGCAACUAGGAAUGGUUCCAGUAUCCCUUGGAGGUCCCGUCCCGCUAAUGCCUCCAAUGAUGCGUCAAGGAUUGGCGCUCGGCCCACCGGGAGGUGGCAAUUUGGCGUUAUUAGGGGGAAAUAUGCUUCGCCCUGGUCCCCCUCAAAUGGGUCUUGGUCCAGGUGGAUUAAUAACGCAAAUUCCAACCGUACCCGGCAUGGGUGUAGUUUUUCCCGGCGCACCGAUGCUACCGAUGAUGCCACCACGAUACCGGUGAUUGACUCAACCAGCGCUGCUACCACAACUGUCAGUAACGUCACCUCGUCCGCUAGUAACGGCGGUGGCAUCUGCUGCUUUACCACCAUUACUGCAACGGCUUCCAUUAUCAAUAGUCUAUCCAUAAGCAAGUGAUCAAGCAGAUGUUACCGUGUUUACGUUGAUCGCGUUACGCAUAAGUACGAAGUACGGCUUGUGCUGACGAAAGACUUCAAUGCUGUACAAGUAUGAGAUAGGAGGAGCUUAAAGCAACACCUGUACACAUGAUUUUGCAAUUGACAAUGUUCUACUAAUCGAAAAGCCGUUUAUGGAGUAUGAACUAUUUGGUUGUGACCAUUGACCAGGUUUUCAUCAUCAAGAUAAUAGCAGCGGUAUGUGGUUUUUAAUUCAUUUUUAUAGUUGUAAAAUGUACAAACAUGGAAAAAAGCAAAAGCAAAAAAAAGGUUCCGCAUGUGGACAGUUUUUAAGGCAAUAAUUUCUAUAAUAAUCCUAAACUAUCAAAAUUGAAAGGUAAGGAAGUGGCAUUACGUAGCAAUGAAGGAAAAGUAAAGAAGAGAAUACGGGACAAUGACAUGCUGGAACUGUGUGCAAUGCUCAAACAUGUGAUGUUUAAAUUGAAAAAUAUUAAUACACACCAAAGUAGAGCACUUAACAACCGACAGCUUAGGGUCAUGGCAGAGUAUGUUAUGUGCUACCGAGCUAUUCUUUGGCAUAACAUUGCCAUGGAAGAUAAUAUGUCAUUUAGCUUUGUGUAUGUAUUCAUAAUUAAAAGAAAUGCAAAAAACAAGAAAUAAGCAAAUUUUACAAUAGAUACAUCGUCAAACAUUUUGGAUAAAACAUUCAUUACGUCUGAAGCAUAAUGCGGGUGAUUAGAACAAGGAGCUUUGACCAGAGUUUGGGAUAAUCGUUCCUUGUAGCCGAUGUUUUACUUGUCCUUUUAAUUAUUUGAUUUUCUUUAUGAUGUUUGAAUCGCGACAGUAAUUGUCGCGACUGAAAAUGUAACUACAUACAUUAAUAGGAAAAGCCGUGGCAGCUGAUUCAGCAUUCGUAGUGGUAAUUAGCUCAUCGUUUGUUACUGUUGGUGUAGAGUUAAAAUUUUGAUAUUCAAACUAACUAACAUUAGCCUUUUUACACAAUGACGGUAUAAAUAAUACUAAACUCUCUUCGCUUUAUGAGUAAGACACCGAAGCGCAACCAUCAUUCAUAACACUUAGCUGCAUUACGAUAUGCUUUAAAUCAGGACUAGAAUAGAUUUCUAGUAAUGCGUUUAGAAUUCAUUCUAGCAAUAAUGUAUGCCUGUAGUGCCUGAUAAUAGUGUGGCAUUGUUGCUGCCAAUCCAAAACAUCCUAACAUUUUCGAAAUGGUGGUUAAAAGGUAUGCUUGAAUUGUCUAUAAUUUUCUUUGAUCAAUGACGAAUGGAAACUUUUCAAGGUUAGUUUUUCAGUAAUUAAAAACAGUAACAAUAGACUUAUGUAAGUCAUUUUAUGUUAUUUGUUUGUACAAAAAUAAUGCGAAGUAUAAAUUACUAUUUUCAUGUCAAUGUUUCACUAAAAAAAGCUGGAACGGAAAUUGCUUUAAAAGACAUGGAAUGCUAUAUAUUUAGCAUGAAUUGGCGACAUUGGUGAAUUCAAUGUGCAGUAUUUUUCUCUCUCUUCAUAUGAGCCUUGUGUCCUUUUUUCUGAACAGACAUGCCUGUUUAGUUGCUUUGGUGGCGCAUAAAACUGGACAAUCGUCCUUUUCUCGGGUAUGUUACUUCCGAUGUGCAUUAUUUUUUUGAAAUGAAAUGUAUGUUGAAAUUGAAAGUUUCGAAAGUUUUUUAUUUGGGAAAUAAUUUAUUUUCAUCAACUUCGGCGUGUUUUCUCAGUUUAUACUUUUAUAUAAUUUUUAUUCUAAGAAAGUGACUAACCAAUACACAUUUUUGUAAUGUACAAUUUCACAUUAGAAUAGGCACUUUUUUAGUUUGUGAGUUGGUAGUGAAGAGGGCUGCAUUUAGUUUAUUUUUGUCUAGAUCUUGAGUUUGUUUGAUGUGUGAAUGUGUUAGCGAGGUUCAUGAAAUUUUGACUACGAGUGUCGCUUAUUUUCUCAUCGCUCUAGAUUUCCCCCGCACUGUCACACUGUUUAAAUGUAUAUAUUUUUGAUAACGAACCAUUAAUUUCAUCCCAAUCCACUUUUGUUUGUUUGGGCUACACCAUCGAACCGCAAUGUGUAGUGUACAGUUAAGUAUAAGAAUGGCGAAAACAAGCAUUACAAUACACUGAUGCGAUUACUACAGUCCUCCCAAGUUUACUUCCAUAUUUACAGUACGCGUCCACACGGUGCAGUACCAUCAUAUCACGACCGGCAGACAUGUGUCGGGCUCCAUUUAAUAGUGCAUUACGCGACGAUUGUAACCGAAAAAGCCGUACGUACAAGCCAGUAGAGGAGAGAGAAAGUCAUAUGGUAGUAAAUAGUAAACAGUUUCGAUGGGGUCGUGGGUCCAUUUCGUCCUGGUUAACCCGAUUAGUUAACGGCUUUACCUUUACUCUUUGUACUCCUUCCUGUCUGUAUGUUAUUCUAAUCCAAUUCCAUUGCCCGAACUCCAAUCGGUCCGUGAUCGAGCAGGUGAUUGCUCUGCUAAUGGCAAUCACAAAGUUGAUGUUGGAUGGACAUUGUUCUGUUCCCACCCUUUGAACGGUAGGCUGCAUUGUUCCCACCAAGUUUCAUCAAGGGUCGGCGACAUUGGUCGGAGCUUUCUGUAUCUUUCAACGAAAUCUGGCCGUGUGUCACAUCAAUUUUGUUGAGUGGAAAGUCCCUUGCCGAAGAACGAUGCGAACAAAGUUUCGCCGAGUGUGCGGUACUUUCAGCAUCGCGGGCAGGCGAAAUUGUCGGUACAAUUUCACAGUUCCUCUUUUAUACUGUUUCUUAGCAUUAAUUAUCGUACGGGAACACAAAGAUGGUGGAUGGUGGUGACACGUCUUGUGGUAAUGAGGGGGUGUAUGGUGUGUGGUAUUCCGUUAAGAUAAUGCUAGUUGAAAAUAGUAACAAGCUUCAAUAAAUCACUAGAUGUGGCCUUGUAAUGAAGGAUGAUUGAUGGAUGAGUUUCUGAACAAACGAAAUGUUUUCAUUCUGUAUGCAAUAGCUGUAUUAGUACUGUUUUCGUGAUCGUGUUUGUCUGAAACUUUUUUUGUUGGUUGAGAUUAUAAGUUUUUCGCUUUCUUUGCCUUCCAUAAGCCAUCCUCCAUUGCUGUUUUGCUCGUCUCGUCAUAAUUUUGAUAGACGUUCAUAAACGUUUACAUGUUGAACAUUUGUGGAAAAUAUUUUUAGUAAAGUUGUCAGUACGUGCAAUGAUUUUUUUCGGUUUUAUACACUCAAUAUCUGCAUAUUGGAACUGUUGGACUUUCCAUCCCCUGUUCGUGAUCGACAAUUGGAAUGCUGAAUACUAGAGUUGCCUCACAUAUUCUAUAUUUGGGGGUUUGAGGUGUAGUCUAUUGAUCUAUAUGUCUAACUCUCUCUUCCGUUCUUUCUUUCUCUCUCUCUCUCUAUCUCUCCAUCCAUCGAUAUCAUCUCGUGUAUGUUCUCUUUACCUGUUUUCCUUUUCUCUAUUUUCUAUUUCCAUUCUCAGUGAGUAAUAUGAAAAAGAAUUGUACGGUUUGAACCGUAUGUUUUGGCGGUGUGUAUAGCACCAGUGGGUUAUCCGAUAAACUUCCUAUUACUAGCCGUAAGCAUAUCCUUUUCUUAUGAGUUCUGCCUAAAUCUUUAUUGAUGUAUGUUAGCUGUUGGUUGGAAUUUUAGUUAUCUUUCGUUCGGGUGAUCGUCAGUUGUGAUCGUCUAUUUAAUGGUUUUGAUUUUAAUUUGCGGCUUUGACAUGCUUAACGGAGAAACAACUAAUUGGGGGUUAGCCUGUAAACAAUUCCACUGUAGGAAGGACGUAGGUUCUGAAUUAAUUUGUCAUUAUUUUUGUGGUGCAAGUAUGAGUUUGCUAUGAACAGUUCAAAACGUUUCGCAUCCAUUUACGAUAGAGAUCAUCCAAUACACACACACCCAGUCUGCUCUCAAUGCUUGAUUAACAGUUCAAGUUCAGUUUUUCUUAAGUUUCACCACCUAACCUAAGCUAUUGUUUCUCUGUUUGUUUAGGGAUUGGAAUGGUUGUUACAAAUUAAGCAUCGAUUGAUAAUAUUAUUUCACCUGUGUGAUGUGGGCUGUACUGUUCGGUUGUAUUUUCUUUUCCAACGCUUUAUCUGUACAAAGCAAUUGUUGAUGUGUAAUAUGAGUGAACAAAAAGAUACAAAAAAAAUCUAACAACAAACAAGCAAAAAAGCUCGUAAGAUUCUUAAUUAUGCCUAACAUUAUGCACUACAACAGCUAUAGAUCCAUGUAUAUGUGAAGUACGUAAUGUGUAGCUUAAACAACAUCUAACCGUAGCACGUAUUUGAAUAGACGCCAGUUUCUGAUGCGCACCCACUACAAAACAGGACUUUUACAUUAUGUUUCGAUGUUUUCGCGAGUAAAAUAGCCACCAUAUCCUCUGUGACAGUAUAUUGGUGAAAAAAACAAACAAACAACAACGGUGAACAAGCAAUUGAACCUAAUGCUAACUGGUGGAGCAUAUAUACCACGAGUGUUAUCGUAGAAGCAUAUUCACUGAUAGAAAUCUAUUGAACGAUAAGCAACCAAUACUAGUGUGAGAAGCAAUUUUCGACGUAAGUUUUUAGUGUGCAUAUUUAUCGUUUCCGAAUGCAAUCGACGGCUGUAUAGGUUGUAUAUAUAGCAAUUAUGUAUAGCAGAUAUGCAUAAGGAUAUAUAUACACCUACAAGAUUGUGCCACGCUAAGCAAGACAAAGUAUGUUAAUGAUGUUUUCAUUUGUUAAGUGUAUGGCGAUAGGCGGUAAAAGAUUUAUUCAUUCAACACUAUCCAUUUGCGUAGCGUGUCACCUAUGGUAUAACAAAUGAUUAGGGAUAUGGUAAAAUAAAUGUAUCCGUUGAAACAA
This is a messenger RNA of Anopheles moucheti, 6698 nucleotides long. RefSeq names its product BUB3-interacting and GLEBS motif-containing protein ZNF207 (gene BuGZ). Gene Ontology annotation, molecular function: DNA binding. The coding region runs from base 197 to 1732 and encodes 511 amino acids. The transcript is spliced from 7 exons. Gene Ontology annotation, cellular component: nucleus. Lineage: Eukaryota; Metazoa; Arthropoda; Insecta; Diptera; Culicidae. The record is from RefSeq and is a predicted model, not a curated record.